AUGCAACCAGGGGCCGCUGCGGCCUGGGCCACUGCCGUUGAAGAGCUCGCGAACUUCAAGCAGAGGCGCUGCCAAACAAGCACAGCAGUCGUUUGCAGCGUCGCUUUGGCAGAUCUUGCACGUCGGCGAGGAUGGCAUCAGGCUGCCAGUUUCCUCAAGCUGACAAGGGCGCGUGCGAUUGCAGUCGACGAGUUCAGCUACAAUUCAGGAAUAUUCGCUUGUCGCCAUGUAGUCACAUGGAGUCAUGCCGUUGCCGGGCUGCUGACAAUGGAAACCGAACGCUUAGAACCAGAUGCUUGCACCUGCCAUGCGCUCGUGAGUGCUUAUGAGAGUGGCAGCCGAUGGCAAUCAUCCUUGCGAUGUCUGGAGCUCCCUUUCAGCUCCCAGAGUGGUCUGGCAUGUACCAAUGCCAUGCUUAGUGCUUGUGCAAAGGCGAGAAGUUGGCUGCAAGCGCUGCAGUGCCUCUUCCUCCAGCGUGUGACGGAUGUCAUCAGCUGGAACGUGGUGAUUUCCGCUCUCGGCAAAGGUGGUUGGAAGGUGGCACUUGGGUGUCUUCAAGCGUGUCGCAGAAGCUCCGUCGAGCCCGAUGCCGGCACCCACAACUUGAUCAUUGUCGCCUGCAAAGGCAAAGAGGCCUGGCAAAGGGCGCUGCUCUGGGCAGGCGCCUCGCCUGGAGCAGUCACGGCGGCGGCCGCAACGGGCCGCAUUGAGGCGAUGCGCCACGGAGGCGUCUCCAAGUGGCCUCUCUGCCUCUCUGCUCUUUCGGAGACGGAGGCGUCUUCUGAUCCGGUGUUGGUCUCGGCAGCUUUGGGCACCUUGGCUCUUGCGGGGCGGUUGAAAGACUUCGAAGAUUUGCUGGAAAAGGAAAAGCACCGGCUCGACCCUUCCCUUCGACUCUGGGCCCUUGCGAAGCUCGCGGUCUUGGCACAGCUGUCGCCUUCGGCGCGUCGCUCCCCGCUGCCGGAGCGGCUCUUGGGCGCCCUGGCGGAGGCCCGGGACGGCGGCGCCGAGGGUCUGGGCACGAAGACUUUGACGCGGCUCUGGUGGGCUCUGUCCGUGCUGCAGGCCUCCAGUCCUGGCUUCGAUAAGGCUUUGACAGCGAGGUCCCUAGAGAGACUCGAGGACUUCCUGGACAAGGAGCUGAUGCUGGUUGCCUGGGCGGAGUCGGGCAAGGGUCCUGUGCCGCAAGUUUCCGUGUUGCGAGCUAUACAAGCAGAGCUGCGACGCCGAAUUGCUGGCACUUCCGGUGUCGUUCUAAGCCCGGAACUCGUUCGAUGCAUCUUGGGAGUGGUGUGGUCUUGCAGCUUCAGCAGUGGCUUGAUGAAAGGCUUUUACAUGGUCGCAUGGCGCGCUUUGUGUCGGCAUGGUCGAGGCUUGGACAGCGGAGGCAAGAAGGGCACAGCAGCACCAGCAGUGGCAGGAGCGGUAGGAUCCUUAUCCAAUACUACUUUCAGUCCGGUGGGCUUCGAACCUCCGCGAGUUGUGUUGGACUUGUCGGAAACACUGGCUAUUCUGAAGCCGCCUGGCUGGGAAGUUCACGACGAAAGUGCUGACACUCGAGAGACGCAGCAGCUCCUGCAGUACGUCAGAAGCCUUGUCGGUCAGCAGAGGAUGCCCAUACUUGAGGAUCCUACAUGCAGUUACGGCUUCCUGCACCGACUGGACGUUCCGAGUUCAGGCUUGAUCUUGGCCGCCAAGUCCUUCAAGUCCUACUUCGACUUGCAGGCUCAGUUGGCAUCAGGAAGGCUGCUUCGAGAUUAUGUGGUCCUCUGCCACGGCAUCAUCGCAGCGAAGCAGAGAACCAUCGAGGCGCCUCUCUCCUGGCUCUCCGAUGCGACGAGCGAGAGCGAGAGCGACAGGCCCAGCCCCACGCGCAGCGGGGCCUUCGGGAAGCCGGCGCGCACGGAGCUCACCCGCGUCCGCGCGGCGCGCAGAGGCAAAAACUGCGGCGGCUCCUCCUUGGACUUUUGCAAGAUUCGCAUUCGCACCGGACGUCGGCAUCAGAUCCGGAGUCAUUUCGCCUACGUGGGUUUUCCGGUCGUCUGUGAUGGGAAGUACACCGCACAGGAGACCUUCGAGAGGGACUCCUUGUGGUUCCCCCGGAACGCCCUGCACCGCUUCCGCGUUUCUUUCCGAGAGGAGGGUGAGACUGUUUGCGCCGUCGAGCCGCCUGGAGAAGACUUUCGCAAGGCACUGGAUCAGAUAGCAUGGGACGAGGUGCUCAACUCCUGA
Molecule: messenger RNA, 2232 nt
Organism: Symbiodinium sp. CCMP2592
Lineage: Eukaryota; Dinophyceae; Suessiales; Symbiodiniaceae
Source: the annotation of a GenBank genome assembly